AGUCACAUCCUGAUGUAUGUGAAAGAAUGUUGCUGUCUCUAAGCAAAACAAAUAUGGCGUCUGACGACGAGGAAAUACCAGAAACUGGCGCUAUUUUUACGUUUGGUAAGACACGAUUUGCUGAGAACUUGGCAAAUAAAUUUUGGAUUAGAGACGACAGGGUACUGCAGCUAGCCUGUGGUGACGAGCAUUCCGCUGUUAUUACAAGCAGUGGAAGGUUAUAUACGUUUGGUAGUAAUGAUUGGGGCCAACUAGGUCAUGGUAAUUCUAAACCAUACACAAAACCAAGCGUAGUUAAAAAAUUAAAAGGAGAUAAAGUAAAGGCUGUUGCUUGUGGAAGAAGUCAUACUUUGGUUAUCUCAGAGUCAGGAGUAUUUAGUUUUGGAGCAGGUUCUGAUAGUCAACUGGGACAUGGAGAUAAUAAGGGUUAUAAUAUUCCAACUGAAAUUGAGGCGUUGAGUGAUAAAACUAUCAAUCAUGUAUCAUGUGGUGCUGAACAUUCUGCUGCUGUCACCGGCAAUGGUGAGCUCUAUGUGUGGGGUUCUGGUAGCGAGGGUCAAUUAGGUCUUGGAAUUUCUGAGUGUGAAUUACCCACAUUAUUAAAAUUUAGAUCAAAAGUUACGCUUGUUGACUGCGGCUACUACCAUACAGCUGUUAUCACUGAGCUUGGUAAACUUUAUACAUUUGGCGAUAAUGAAGCAGGCAAACUUGGACUUGAGGAUAAUCAAUGUGAGGAUACUGAACAACCGCAACAAGUGAAAACUUUAAAUGAACCUGUGGUUUCUGUGUCAUGUGGUGGUAACCACACAGCUGUUGUUACUAAACGUGGUAGUUUGUUUACUUUUGGGUCUGGUAUGCAUGGUCAACUGGGUCAUGGACCAGUUUUUCAAGAGGUUGCACUACCUAAACUUGUUUCAAUGCUACAAGGGAAAUGUGUGGCAGAUGUGUCUUGUGGAGAAAGUCACAGUGCAGUUAUUACUAAAAAUGGAGAGAUGUUCACAUUUGGGGAUGGACGUCAUGGUAAACUUGGCAUGGGAGAUGAAAGCUUCUCAAACCUCUUUCAACCUGCAAAAGUGACAAGGUUUAAAAAGUUUAAUGUUGAACAAGUUUCUUGUGGUGGCUGUCACAUGUUGGCUGUAGCUGCUAGGAAAACUGGGGACAUCAAAGACAGUGAGGAGUCUGAGCAAGAUAUUAACAAGAUUGAAGAACAUAGUGGUGAAGAUGUACCUGAUGGACCUAGAUUAUCCCAAACUGUACCUAUAUCUGGAAUGACUGCGAGAGAUAAGAGACGGAGGAAGGAUACAGAUGGUGUUCCUUUAACCAGUUCUCUUCCUCCUCUCAAUCGAUCUUCACUGCCACCAUUGGCUAGUCUUGGGCUGGCAAGUACGAAGAAAGACGAGAAACAGUCAAUAAAAAAUGGGAAACUUAAUCCACUCAACAGAUCAAUGUUGCCAACCAUAUCAAUAAAAAGUCCCAGCCCAGAGGACGAAGAGAAUAGCGUAGAAAAGUUAUCCAAUUCCAGGCGACUUCCACCUCGUCCAAAACGUAGACAGAAAAAAGUUGAACCCCCGUCCGAUAGCGAAGAAGACGAUGAGGGAGAACAAAAAGCAAGCACCACUCCCAGACCAACACCUUUACCACGAAAACAAAAAAAUACGUGGGAAAAGCAAAAAAAUAAUGAUGACAGUGGUAAUGUCAAUAAGUUUCAAAAGGGGCAGAAAACUCGCGAAAAUAUCGAGAAGUCUGGUUCCGAGGCUAGUGAUGAAGAUAGUGAUGAAGGUGGUGAUUCAACGAACAGGCCAAGCUCUUCACAAAUUUUCACUCGAAAUGGAGAGAAAUCCGAACCAAGGACAAGAGAAGGUGUUUCUGAGGAAGGAAGUGAAGAAGACGAAGGAAACCAGGAGGAUGGUGUGCAAGAGGAUGAUAAGGAAGAAAAUAAAACAGCGAAAGAUGAUAGUCAACAAGAUAUUGAGAAGAAACAAGACGAGGAAGAUGACGAUGACGAGGAAGAAACUGAAGAAGAAACUGGAGAUGAAACUGGUGAUGAAGAAGGAGAAGAAGUUGAGGAUGAAGCUGGUGAUGAAGAAGAGGAUAAAAUUGGAGAUGAAGGAAAGACGAAAGAGAAAACUAAAGAUGAAGGUAAAGAUGAUGGAAAAGAAGAAAAGGAUAAGAAAACUAAAGAUUCUAAAAAGGUACUUCCGACAAACUAG
This is a messenger RNA of Dendronephthya gigantea, 2210 nucleotides long. Its product is annotated as X-linked retinitis pigmentosa GTPase regulator-like. The transcript has 13 exons. The record is from RefSeq and is a predicted model, not a curated record. The coding region runs from base 27 to 2210 and encodes 727 amino acids. Lineage: Eukaryota; Metazoa; Cnidaria; Anthozoa; Malacalcyonacea; Nephtheidae.